AAUAAGACCAAACAAGCCGUUCAGUUCUUGAGGAGUAUUAAGGCCUGGAAUGACAUCGAAAAGGUCUAUAAGUCGAAGCGAUUGAGAGCCGGAAAGGGAAAGAUGAGAGACAGACGUCGCGUCCAAAGACUCGGACCCGUCAUUGUCUACGGCAACGACUCGGGACUCACGAAGGCUUUCCGUAAUAUUCCAGGAAUCGAGACCAUUAACGUGGAAAAGCUGAAUUUGUUGCGUUUGGCUCCGGGAGGACAUGUCGGACGGUUUGUCAUCUGGACUGAGAGUGCGUUCAGAAAAUUGGAUGAGUUGUACGGCACCUGGAAGACUGAGUCCAAACUCAAGAGACACUACAAUCUCCCGCAGCCGAAGAUGUCUAACACAGACCUCUCGAGGAUUCUCAAGAGCGACGAAAUCCAGAAGGCUUUGAGACCGAGA
This is a messenger RNA of Oppiella nova, 432 nucleotides long. The record is from the annotation of a GenBank genome assembly. Lineage: Eukaryota; Metazoa; Arthropoda; Arachnida; Sarcoptiformes; Oppiidae.